ACGCACGAAUCUCCGCGCGCCUCCGACCUCCAUUAGUCGACGCACAGUCAGUCUGCGAUCGGCGGCCGUGCCGAUGAUACCGUGUGUGUGUGAAACGUUCCAGAAAAUCGCGAACAUCGAACCAAGUCGAUCGUACAACUUUCCCGCUGAAUCGAUUAUUUCCGCGCGAUUUUCAACAUUUCGACGCCCAUCGCGAUCCAUCGAGAGUCAAAGGAAUUAACGCACCGUCGAAUCAAGAUAUUUAUUAUCUUAUCUGCGUCUAGAGAGUAGAAAAAAGCAAAGGUGUAGUCUGCCUCGCGGCGCUGGAUCGUUACACAAUAGUCACCGACCAGCAGGGACAAUGAAGUCGAAGACGAGCGAGAAUUUUAUAGCGAGUGAAAGUAACGGGGUCAAGAGGGAUCAGGAACUCAAGCAGAAACAGCUCAAGAAGGGUAAAACGUUCUGCCAGUCCUGCAAGAAGAAGUGCAGCGGAGAGGUGCUACGAGUGCAGGACAAGUAUUUCCACAUAGGGUGUUUCAAGUGUGCUCAAUGUAGCUCGAGCCUGGCGCAGGGCGGGUUUUUCGCGCGCGAGGGCUCUUACUACUGCACCAAGGACUACAGGGAACGGUGGGGCACCAAGUGCGCCGGCUGCGGGGAGUACGUGGAGGGGGACGUGGUGACCGCGGGCGAGAAGCACGCGUUCCAUCCGAAUUGUUUUCACUGCCAGCGAUGCAGACAACCGCUGCUGGGCCAAGGGACCAACGUGUCCCUCGUUCAAGGUCAAGCUCUGUGUCAUCGAUGCGUCGGUAUCCCGGUUCGAGAGGCCUCGAUGCCGGUUGGUUAUUGCGCCGUCACCAGAUAUUCCGGAGACGGGCCCUCCGACCCCGGUGCAUGCGCCGGUUGCGGAAACCAAUUACGAGAAGGUCAAGCUUUGGUCGCUCUCGAUCGCCAAUGGCACGUCUGGUGCUUCAAGUGUCACAGCUGCGACACCGUGCUUCACGGCGAAUACAUGGGAAAAGACGGGGUACCUUAUUGCGAGAAGGAUUAUCAGAAGCAGUUUGGCGUAAAGUGCGCCUACUGCAAUCGCUACAUCAGCGGCAAGGUGCUACAAGCCGGGGAUAAUCAUCAUUUUCAUCCUACUUGCGCGCGAUGCACCAAGUGCGGCGAUCCUUUCGGGGACGGUGAAGAGAUGUAUUUGCAGGGCGCCGCGAUAUGGCAUCCGCGUUGCGGGCCAGGGCCCAGUGGUCCCAACGGUAUCGUCAACGGCCACGGCGAACCUCACACUCCCCAGCAUCGUGAAUCCGAACGGAUCUCCAGCAGUGCGUCUGAAAUGCAGUUUUCAUUGCGGUCACGCACGCCAAGCCUGAACGGAUCACUAUGCAGCCCUUACAGCAGCCUCAGUCGCAAGUAUUACCCCGCACGAACUGGCAGUCCCGGACUGAUAUUGAGAGAGUAUGGACGCGGUGCAUCCGAGGAUGUGUCUAGGAUUUACACGUACUCGUACUUGACCGAAACGCCCAGCCAAGGAUAUCUGAGACGUCCGAUACAGCCCUACGACAAACCUCCGACUAGCCCACACUUUCAUAGACCUAGCUCCUCACGUUCGAUAAGAAGCAGCGGUGGACGCAGCAGCCGAUCCGGAAUGCGAGCUCUGGUCGAUGCUCUCAGCGAGCCCCGACCGAAGUCGCCGGCCAGUCAAGUAGAUAAUGACGAGCCAAUAGAGCUGGCGCAUUAUCCGGACGCUAUGAAGCCGCCUCCUGGAACCAAGCCACCGAUCGAAAGAGACGAUUUCCCGGCACCCCCUUAUCCUUACACGGACCCCGAGAGACGCAGACGAUGGUCGGACACGUACAAGGGUGUACCAGCGUCCGACGACGAGGACGAAGUCGACAACAAAACGUACAUAAAGGAGGUGGAGGAGAAACUGAAGAAGGAACAGGACGAGCUGAGCAAAAUCGACACCGGGAUAGCGAAGGUGUUCUUGCAGGAUCGCGAGAAGGAUCGGGAGAACUUGAGACACAAAGCUGCGAACGUGGAUCCUAGAAACGCGUCGAGAACACCGUCCGCGGCCAGAGAACCGACUUACAGACUGCGAUACGAGAGCCCGGUCGGCGCAUCACCAUCGAGAAAUAUAGAUCACGCCAGACCCUGGGAGGACGAUGACGGUUUUAGCUACAGGUCCAGCGGUCCGAGUUACAACGUUGGGAGGUCAUCGGCACGCUCCCCGGCUCCCAGAAACUAUCCACCCCUUGGUACUCAACGCGCCUUCACUCUUCCAAACGCCGCUAGGCACUAUAAUUCGGUGAUUGUGAGCUCCCUUCGGCACAUCCCGAAGCCAGGGUACGGUCUGGCACCGCGAAGUCACACCUUCUCCUCGACCGGCGGUUCUGUAUCUGCUCUCCCUGGUGAUUAUUCGUUCAGUGGGAUGGGAGACAAGACGCACAGCACUGAUUUCUCAUCUGGCAAGUCAGAUAUAUCAACAGGCAGCAUCACGGAUGUGGAUCGACGGGCACUGAAUGAUGGUGGAAUGCUUCCAUCAUCGACCACGUACACAGGUGGCCUCGGCUCGGUGGUCGGAAGUCACGGGGGCCAUCAUGUGAGAAGAUCGUUGCCAGACAUGGGCACCACGUCGUCCGAACCACCGAAACUCUAUCCUUACCACUUGCUCGUCAUCACUAACUAUAGGCUGCCCGCCGACGUGGAUCGUUGCAACCUUGAACGACAUCUUUCCGACGCGGAGUUCGAGGCAGUUCUUCAGUUUACGCGCGCAGAAUUCUAUAGACUACCGCAGUGGCGUCGUAACGAGAUCAAAAGACGCGCCCGACUGUUUUAACCAGCAGCAUUCGUACUACGCGUUCUACUUACUACCUUCAUCGUGUCACGACUGUGUUUCCCGUGGUACAGAGUGCACAUUCCUUCUGCCGCAGUAAGCGUAUGCAUCAUGAGAUAGAGGAGCACGUGUUCGAUACCGGCCAUCCGUGAAUGUUUUUAGUCGAGAGAGAGAGAGAGAGAGAGAAAAAAAAAACGAAAAGGUAUAUAUAUGUAUCGCCAACGCCAUGUGAAAAAAAGUUAAGUAUAUACAUACAUAUACAUACAUAUACAUAUAUACAUACCAUUCGGAAAAUUCGCUUCAACCACAGACACAAUUACUACUUGCAAAGGGUUAUAACACGAAAACGCUACUAUUAUAAGAGCUAUCAUUAUCAUUAAUUUUUAAUUAUUAUUAUAUUUUACUAUAAGCAAUAUGAAAAGUUUAAAAUAUAAGUAGAUAGGAAGUCCAGAUUGCCGGGUGACGUGUAUAUAUACAUAUACAUAUGCAUGCUGUACCUCUGUUUUAUCACGCGUGAAAUAUACAGAUUGUCCUGUAAUUCGUGAUACGACCGUAGAGAUCAAUUACACCCUUUCGAUUUAUAUUUAAAUAUUUAAUAUGGAUACGUAUCCGUCUACGUAUAUGUUUGUUCGACGGCCUCGUCCCGGAAAAAAAAAACCCCUAGUCCAACCGAUGUUUGACCAUUUUUCCGGUUCUACCACCGAUUACGAGACACGCUGUAUAAAAUGUUUCUUAAUUGUUUCUCCGACUUUGCAUAUCGACUGCACAAAAACGUUCUGCGGCGCGGGCGAGAGUUGUGCAUAUAUCGCUGAAGAAACUAUAUUCGCACUUGGCUAAAGCAAACUACACGAAAA
Colletes gigas is the source of this 3663-nucleotide messenger RNA. It is a transcript of the gene Unc-115a, whose product is annotated as actin-binding LIM protein 2. Gene Ontology annotation, cellular component: actin cytoskeleton. The coding region runs from base 341 to 2812 and encodes 823 amino acids. Gene Ontology annotation, molecular function: actin filament binding. NCBI's taxonomy places the organism in Eukaryota, Metazoa, Arthropoda, Insecta, Hymenoptera, Colletidae. The transcript is spliced from 16 exons. The record is from RefSeq and is a predicted model, not a curated record. Gene Ontology annotation, biological process: cytoskeleton organization; lamellipodium assembly.